This is a messenger RNA of Fundulus heteroclitus (mummichog), 780 nucleotides long. RefSeq names its product Fc receptor-like protein 5. Gene Ontology annotation, molecular function: transmembrane signaling receptor activity. The record is from RefSeq and is a predicted model, not a curated record. Gene Ontology annotation, biological process: cell surface receptor signaling pathway. The transcript is spliced from 4 exons. The annotation marks the transcript as partial. Lineage: Eukaryota; Metazoa; Chordata; Actinopteri; Cyprinodontiformes; Fundulidae.
CCAGCUGCUCUAACUGUGAGUCCCAGCAGAUCUCAGUUCUUUGAAGGAGACUCUGUGUCUCUGAGCUGUGAGGAGGACAACAGCUCUGCUGGAUGGACUGUGAGGAGGAACACAACCAGAGAAACCAGGACUCAGUGUGGAGAUGGAUGGGGUAAACCAGCUGGUUAUUCUUGUAACAUCAGCAGCCUCCUCAUAGAGGACAGUGGAGUUUACUGGUGUGAGUGGAGAGAGGGAGCAGCCAGCAGCAGCAUCCAGCUCACUGUCACUGGUGAAUCAGUGAUCCUGCAGAGUCCUGUCCUCCCUGUGAUGGAGGGAGAUGACGUCACUCUGAGCUGUCACACAAAGACCGCUCCCUCCAACCUCCCAGCUGCUUUCUAUAAAGAUGGCUCCCUCAUCAGGAAUGAGCCUGCAGGUCACAUGACCCUCCACCAUGUGACCAGCUCUGAUGAAGGCCUCUACAGGUGUAGCAUCAGCGGUCGUGGAGACUCUCCAUCCAGCAGGAUCUCUGUCUCAGUUAAACCUACAACAAGCCAAACUACAAGCCCCUACUUCGCCACAUCUCCUCCUCCUGCCUCAGCUUCUCACUUUGUGUUCAUGCUGCUCUUCCACCUGGUGGUCUUCUGUCCCUUUUUUAUCUCCACUCUCCUCAUGGUGUCUCUAUAUCGACAGAGAGACACAGGAAGUGACCUAUUUGUUGCCAUGGUGAUGACUCCAUCCUCCAAGACUGAUCAGGGAUUGGAUGAGAAUUAUGAUGAUGUCACCACAGAGCAUCACUUCUGA